Molecule: messenger RNA, 3550 nt
Organism: Tripterygium wilfordii
Lineage: Eukaryota; Viridiplantae; Streptophyta; Magnoliopsida; Celastrales; Celastraceae
Product: 5'-3' exoribonuclease 4
Exons: 22
Coding region: 253-3087 (944 amino acids)
Biological process (GO): nuclear-transcribed mRNA catabolic process
Cellular component (GO): nucleus
Molecular function (GO): RNA binding; zinc ion binding; 5'-3' RNA exonuclease activity
Source: RefSeq, a predicted model, not a curated record
CUCACCAAACAGAGCUCAACCACUUUCCCCCGCCCCCAGCCCCGGCUAAGCAAAUCUUGUUUCCAAUCAGAGCAAAUUUGCCGCCUCCUUUUGAGUCCUUUCACCAGGCGGAGGGCACUUUCGUCCCUAUCGUCUACACACUCCCAUCAGCAGAUCUCGAACCUCACCGCCUCUCUUUCUCUCUCUCUGCAAGUAAAGCCCCUCUCUUUCUUUUCCCUCAGACGGGGCUGAAUCGAGCCGCGGCUACGAGCCAUGGGUGUUCCGGCGUUCUACAGGUGGCUAUCUGACCGUUACCCGCUGUCGAUCUCUGAUGUGGUCGAAGACGAGCCCAGAGAGGAAUCCAGUGGCGUGCUUAUACCGGUUGACGUCACUAGACCAAACCCUAACGGGUUUGAAUUCGAUAAUCUCUACCUCGACAUGAACGGUAUCAUCCACCCUUGCUUCCAUCCUGAAGGGAGGCCUGCUCCUGUCACUUAUGAUGAUGUAUUCAAAUCAAUAUUUGAUUAUAUUGACCAUCUGUUCUCUUUAGUUCGCCCAAGAAAGCUUCUUUUCAUGGCAAUUGAUGGAGUUGCCCCUAGAGCUAAAAUGAAUCAGCAACGAACACGACGCUUUAGAGCUGCAAAAGAUGCUGCUGAGGCUGAAGCUGAAGAAGAAAGAUUGAGGAAAGAAUUUGAAGAAGAAGGGACAAACUUGCUUCCUAAACAGAAAACUGAAACAUCUGAUUCUAAUGUGAUCACUCCUGGCACACAGUUUAUGGCAGUGCUUUCAGUUGCACUUCAAUAUCUUAUACAAACUAGGUUGAACCACAGUCCAGGCUGGCAGUACACAAAGGUUAUCCUUUCUGAUGCAAACGUUCCUGGUGAGGGAGAACACAAAAUUAUGUCAUACAUAAGAUUACAACGUAAUCUUCCUGGUUUUAAUCCAAACACUAGACAUUGUCUCUAUGGCCUGGAUGCAGAUUUGAUUAUGUUGGCUUUAGCAACACACGAGGUCCACUUUUCAAUAUUGAGAGAGGUCAUUACGCCUCCUGGGCAACAGGAAAAAUGCUUUUACUGUGGUCAAGUGGGUCAUCUCGCAGCCGAUUGUCGUGGUAAGCUGGAAGACUAUGGUGAAGAUUUGAAUGCCAUAGAUGCUCCUCCUAUAUAUAAGAAGAAAUAUCAGUUCCUUAACAUCUGGGUGUUGCGGGAAUAUUUACAAUAUGAUUUGGAUAUCCCUAAUCCCCCAGUUCUCAUCGACUUUGAGCGAAUAGUGGAUGAUUUUGUGUUUCUAUGUUUCUUUGUUGGUAAUGACUUCCUUCCACAUAUGCCAACACUGGAAAUCAGAGAGGGUGCCAUAAAUUUACUGAUGCAUAUCUAUAGAAGGGAAUUUGCUUCCAUGGGUGGCUAUCUUACAGAUGCGGGUGAGGUUAUGUUAGACAGAGUAGAGCAUUUUGUGCAGUCUGUCGCUGUUAAUGAAGAUCAAAUCUUUCAGAAGAGGACUCGUAUACAGCAGUCUUGGGAAAAUAAUGAAGAAAUGAGAACGAAGGCGAGAAGGGAGUCCUCUGAAGAGCCACAGGCACCAGUCACUGACAAGGUCAAACUAGGGGAGCCUGGUUACAAAGAAAGGUAUUAUGCUGAGAAAUUUGAGACAUCAAAUCCUGAGGAGAUUGAUAGAGUUAGAAAAGAUGUGGUGUUGAAAUAUGUUGAAGGUUUAUGCUGGGUGUGCCGCUACUACUACCAAGGUGUUUGUUCUUGGCAAUGGUUUUACCCGUAUCAUUAUGCUCCAUUCGCUUCAGAUAUUAAAGAUCUAGAUGAUGUCGAAAUAACAUUUUUUCUUGGAGAGCCAUUUAAACCAUUCGAUCAGCUUAUGGGAACCCUACCAGCUGCAAGUUCUAGUGCUUUGCCAGAAACAUACAGAAAAUUGAUGACUGAUCCAUCAUCGCGGGUUCAUAAAUUUUAUCCUUCUGAGUUUGACAUUGACAUGAAUGGAAAACGCUUUGCUUGGCAGGGUGUAGCCAAAUUGCCUUUCAUCGAGGAAAGGAAGUUGCUUGCUGUAACAAAGAAGCUUGAGGACACUUUAACGGAGGAAGAGCGGGUUCGGAAUAGUGUGAUGCUUGACUUGUUGUACGUCAAUCCAAUGCAUCCUUUGGCUGCAGAAAUUCUCUCUUACUAUCAGCUUUACUAUCAAUUACCGCCACAUGAAAGAGAUGCUUGGAAAAUCAACCCGAAUAUUAGUGGUGGAAUGAAUGGUUGUCUUUGGUUGUGUGAACGCAAUGCAUAUAGAAAUGUCGUGCCUUCUCCUGUCAAUGGAUUGCCGGACUUGGAGUACAACCAAGUUUUAAACGUUACGUACCUCAAUCCUAGAAAUCACAGACACAUUCCAGAACCUCCCAGUGGUGUCAUCAUGCCUGAAAAGGUGCUAAGACCCAUAGACAUAAAACCAUUCCCUGCAUUAUGGCAUGAAGAUAAUGGUGGCCGACGCCAGCAAGGUAGAGAAAGGCCACAAGUAACUGGAGGUAUGGCUCUCCCACUAUUGGGGGAUGCUGCUCAUCGUCUGGUUAGGAAUUCACUCGGUGUAAAAACCAAGAGUACAUCUAAUGGAAUUCCAGCACAACCACCAUACCAUAAUAACACAUCCAACUAUGUGGUCAACAGACCUAGACCGGCUGGACCCUCUGGGUAUGAAAGGGGCCCAAAUUCUUCUUAUUAUGCUAACCCUCAGAGCAUCACUAGCUCUAGAUAUCCUUACUCAUCGAGUAGCCCGCUAGACAACAGACGUAACUUUCGGGCACAGGAUAGAUUACAAUACCAAGAUCAAUAUCGUGACUUGAGGACUGAGAUAUCUGCUUUGACGGUAGAAUGUCUCAGAAGCAGGGCACCUGCUGCGAUGCCCCCAAGGAUGCCUCAUUCCGGACACUUACCAAACAUACAGCAGCCGUUUGCACAGGACAUUGGUCCACUUCCAUCACCGCCUGCCAAAUGGAUCAACAAAGCAACUAGUGGCAGUGCCUCGUCAAGUGGAGCUUAUGAGAAACAAGUGAAGAAGGUUUAUCAAGUCAAGACACAGGUACCCCAAGAAGCCAGCAGUGACCGUUACCCGGUAAAUUGAAUGCAUGCUCAUAUUUUCAACCUGAGAUGAACUGGCAUGGCAUUGUUGAGCCCCCAGUUUUUGAGAGUGAUACCUUAUGCGGUUACUGUGGUUACCGUCCCGAAAACCUAGGGAAAAAGAAGAGCACCAUUCUCUAUGUUCUUUCUGAGCCAUCAAAAGGUUCAUGCACAAUGACCAUUGAAGAUUCUCGGUUUGAAGUGGCUGGAGGUUUUUAUUCUGGAGCUACUUUUACAAAUUAUUGCACUGAUUGUACAACAGGCAUGUCAAUUGACAAUAGGUUUACAUAGACAGACAGACAGGGUCGUGUAAUUCUUUGUAUAUGUUUUCAUAGGUGGACGGAUCAGCUAAUAAGUAGCUGACCGGUGUUGCAUGGGGGAACAUGCAAUUGAAAGCAAUGUUGCUUGUAUCAUUUAGCUUUUAACCCUUGCUAUUCCAUGUUUAUUUAUCAUGAGCUUUUACAGCC